Messenger RNA from Rhizopus microsporus ATCC 52813, 1293 nucleotides. Its product is annotated as alpha/beta-hydrolase. Lineage: Eukaryota; Fungi; Mucoromycota; Mucoromycetes; Mucorales; Rhizopodaceae. The transcript is spliced from 6 exons. The record is from RefSeq and is a predicted model, not a curated record. Bases 1 to 1293 code for a protein of 430 amino acids.
AUGUCUGUUGCCAAUUUAUUCACGGCUAGUGUAGCUACUUUAUAUAUUAUGGAAGUAGCUAUACUAGCCUUUGCCACUGCAGGGGCAUUUAAUAUAAUAGACAUUAGAAAAUUCAAAGGACAAUACGUGGCAUUGGCUGAAAUCUUGCUUACCUCGACAGUUACUGAACUAUCACUUCAUUUCAUCAUAUUCAAGAUAUUCCUUAUACAGGUUGUCAAGUUUUGUGGUGGUUUUGCUUACUUUCUCAGCUGGCUCAUGUAUUUUGUUGAUAUCGCUACCAUUCUUGGUAUGGGAAAACUCUUUUAUGAGAUGUUGGAAGAAAAGGAAAUAGCCGAAACAGCCAUCAGAGUGAUUGAUAGAAAAGGUCACAAGGGUCUUCAAAGUUUCAUGAGUCUAGAGUUAUUCAAAAGCUUAAUGAACCCUUUCUGGAGACCUCCUAGUCUUGUUAUUCAUCCAAACAUUACAUAUGCCACCAGCGAGGAGCUUAGAGACGCGUUGGAUAAUAGCAAUCAGGAUUUUGAUCAACCUCGUAAACUCAUGUUGGAUGUCAUUGCCAGCAACAAAAAAUCAACUAAGCCAAGACCUGUUUUAAUCCAUGCUCACGGUGGAGCUUGGCGAGGUGGCAGAAAGGACAUCUUUUAUCCUUAUGAAAAACUGCUGGUUUCAGAAGAUGAUUGGAUCAUCGUCAACAUCGGAUACCGUCUGGCACCAAAGAGUGCAUAUCCUAAUCAUUUGAUUGAUGUCAAGCGCGCAAUUCGAUGGACAAGGCAAAAUAUUGCCUCCUUUGGUGGUGAUCCUGACUUUAUUGUCCUUUCAGGCGAUUCUGCAGGCGCACAUUUGGCCGUCAUGGCUUCACUUACAGUGAAUGACCCUCAGUACCAACCAGGUUUUGAACAGGUCGAUACUUCAUGUCGUGGUGUUAUUUCCAUUAAUGGUGUUCUUGACCUUAUAUAUCCCAAUAUGAUCAAUUACUUUUCAAAACAAGUUGCUAUGCUUCCCGAUGCCGACAUGGACUUUUUAAACAAGCAUUCUCCAGCUACUGUCAUUCAACAAGCUAAAGAUUGUGUGCCCUACUUGGUCUUGGCUGGUCAAAGAGAUGCCCUGGUAAACUCAGACGUGUCUGUCAAGUUCAAAAAGCAAUUUGACGAAGGACGACACAAGAAUCCAUGUACACUUGUCUUAUUCCCUGGUGGACGUCACAUCAGCUACAUCACUUGGUCCCCUCGUUCUCUUUACGCUGCCCGUAUCAUUCAAGCUUGGUGUAGACAGUUACAUAAAGAUGAACUACGCUAA